This is a messenger RNA of Sus scrofa (pig), 5055 nucleotides long. The record is from RefSeq and is a predicted model, not a curated record. NCBI's taxonomy places the organism in Eukaryota, Metazoa, Chordata, Mammalia, Artiodactyla, Suidae.
UGCUUUUUUAUUUUCAUAUUUUGCUUUGCGAAUAUUUCACUGCUUUCAAGGCCGACCUCAUGGCCUUCAGUCCUAGGGUUCCACAGUCUCAAGAAGAUUAAGCCCUUCCAUGGAAAUAAGUUCUUGAUAUCAUUUAAGUAUAUAAGACAUUUGAACUUUUCAUGUAUUAGCCCAACUUUCCAUGUAUUAAAUAAUGAGAUUAAGAUGAAAUGGAGGCCGUGGAUCACCACAUGAAUAUUUUUUCUCGUUCUAUAAUUUUUCAUAUUAUUUGUAAAUAGUUGCCUUGAAAAAUAUAAGUACAUUUGCAUAAAAACUGUCUAGGUUCUGAUAACUCAAAUUUAUGUAAAGAGGGAGAUUUUGAAGAUGAGACAGAGAAAAAAUGAGGAUGAAGCUUAAAAAUCAGAAGGAGGGUAGAACAUAGAAAAAAAUUUAAACGCAUAGGGUUGGCCUUAAAAGUGGAGCUAUUUUUCCCUUAGUAGGGAAUGAAAAAUAGACAAUAUAAAGAAUCAUGUUGAUAGAAAAAAGAGAGCCACCGAGUGCAUAUUCGAUGACUUAUCCUUCUGGGUAAAUGAUGUGAGAACCAGGUGAUGGGAAUGAGUUUGGGAAUUUGAAAAGAGGCAAUAAAAUAUGGACGAAUCUCUGUAGGCAGGAUUAAAUUAUGAAUUCAUUUGAGGCUCCAAUUCAAAAUGUGAGAGUAAACUUGUAGGGAACACAUUAGUUACGUGACUAAUGUACUGAGCAGUGCCAUAGGAGGAUUGGAGCAACUGGACAGUUAGGCUGUGUGUUGAAAGCUACAGAAAAUGUUAGUCGAGUAAUAAAAGCACAUGUGUGCUCUAGGGUGUCUGGCAGGGCGCGCUUUAAAUGGUUGGCUGUAGUCUAGGUUACGUGGAGGGUAAAUCAGACAAGGUAGGGCCUGAUAGACAAGAACAAUUAGAAUCAAGGAACUAUUCCAUUAUGGGUAGAGCUGUGUGGAUAAAAGUAACAGAGCAAGCAACCAGGAGGAUGAGGGUGGGCGAAUACCAAAUCCUCUACUCACAUUUUCAGAGGGGAGCAGAGAUAUGGAAAUGAACCCGGCUCAUAUUUCCUGCUGAGCUGUGCAGAAACUGGAAGGGAAUUAUUGGAGCUAUGCUAUUUCUUUCCUAGCCCUAUUUGACCUGCAGCUUGGUGACUUGGUAAAGGUAGUUACAGUUCUAGGUUAAAAAUAAGAUUUCCUUCUUUUUUUUCCUUGCUAGAGAUGUGUUAACAUCUGUAUCUACCUGUUGUUGCUUGGGAAAUGAGUUGAUUGAAAUUGUAGUAGGUUUUUCCCUUGUGAUGGUAGAAGACGAGGAGAGGAAAGAGGGAGACUUGACCUAUUGGUAGUAAUUUCAUUUCUAUCAAAUACAUAAGAUGCUAGUUUUCGGCAUUUUUGGUUCUCUUUUUAGGGCCACACUUGCAGCGAACGGAAGUUCCCAGGCUAGGAGUCAAAUCAGAGCUGCAGCUGCCACAGCCGCAGCAAUGCAAGGUCUGAGUGGCACCUGCAAGCUACUCAAACAGCUUGUAGCAAUGCUGGAUCCUUUAACCCACUGAGCGAGGCCAGCGAUUGAACUUGCAUCCUCCUGGAUUCUAGUUGGAUUCUUAACCCACUGAGCCACAAUGUUUUUGCAUGUUUUAUACAAAGAGAAUCCAGAACUUGUAUCAAAAUGGUCUACAUUAUUGUGUUUAUAUACAUACACACUCACAAAUUCAUAACACAUUGACAGGACAUUUCCUUCAAAUACUAAUAUUUUAUCUAUAUUUCACAGUCAUAUUUGGGGGAAGUUAUAAAUAUUGUUUACUUAUUUAAAAUCUGGCAUAUCCGUUACCGAAUUUUCCAUGUUUAUCUGUUUUAUCGUUAUGUGAUUCAUUAUGUUUCCCUUUGGAGUCAAGGAAUGUUGUGUGAGUAGGUCUCAAAAAUAUUACAGGAAAAGGACAGUCCUAUCAGAAUCUACAAAGUUAUGCAGAACUGGAGUAUUAUUUGCAAAAGCGAAUGUGGAAUAGGACCUCUUUUAAAAAAUUCUGUACCACAUUUUACACAUGCAAAAAUAUACUUGUGAAAAGAUGGAACCUAUCAGCCAGUUUCAACUAACAUCUAGUACCUAGGGGAAUGCAGUGAUUUACUGUUGCUGGAAAGAAAAACAUUUAAUCUUCAUUACGUAUUUGUGGUGAAAAACGUCAUCAAAUGAAAAAACAAAACAAAACAAACGAAAACAAAACUGCAUCAAUGGAAAAUGUGAAGAUAGAGUCAUUUUUGCACUUACACAUUCAUGCGCAUGGUGUCGCUCUUCACUGAAAACAAUUCUGGGAAGAACUCGCUUCCGCUCCUUCCUGCCUGCGGAAAAAUUGGCAGAUAGUGGAAAAUCUCUAGUGUCUCCUAUCUCAAUAGAUGGCCGUGUAAUAAACUUCAGAGGCAGUUGAGGUAAGGUAGUCAAUAUACUUUACCUAUCUCUUAAAUCUUUUGAGUGUACCAUGCUCUUUUCCUGGAGAGGAGGCCCAGGAGCUCGGCUUCGGCUGCUCUCGCUUCUGUUUCUCGCAGCCUGGGAGGCGGGGAGCGGCCAGGUCCGCUACUUGGUCCCGGAGGAGGCCCCACACGGCACCUUCGUGGGCCGCAUCGCCCAGGACCUGGGGCUGGAGCUGGCCGAGCUGGUGCCGCGCCUGUUCCGGAUGGCGUCCAAAGGCGGCGGGGACCUUCUGGAGGUAAACCUGCAGAAUGGCAUUUUGUUUGUGAAUUCUCGGAUCGACCGGGAGGAGCUGUGCGGGCGGAGCCUGGAGUGCAGCAUCCACCUGGAGGUGAUCGUGGAGCGGCCGCUGCAGGUGUUCCACGUGGAGGUGGAGGUGAAGGAUAUUAACGACAACCCGCCUGUGUUCCCUGAAAGUGAAAAAAGAAUAAUUAUUGCUGAAUCCAGACCACCGGAAACUCGGUUUCCACUAGAUGGCGCAUCUGAUGCAGAUAUUGGAGUAAACUCCGCCUUGACCUACCAAGUCUAUCCAAACGACUAUUUCACUUUGGACCCUCAAAACAGCCGUGAACAAACGUCUUCGUUAUCACUUGUGUUAAGGAAAUCAUUGGACAGAGAGGAAAUUCAGGAACAUAAUUUAUUACUGACAGCCAGUGAUGGAGGUAAACCUGAGCUGACCGGCACAGUUCAGCUGCUGAUUACAAUCCUGGAUGUGAAUGACAAUGCCCCAGAAUUUGACCAAUUAAUCUAUAAAGUGAGAAUGUUAGAGAGUGCAUUUAAUGGAACGUUAGUGAUCAAACUAAAUGCCACAGAUCCUGAUGAUGGUACAAAUGCAGACAUAAUAUAUUCAUUUAGAAGACCUGUAUCACCUGCAGUAUUGUAUGCAUUUUCCAUAAAUUCCGACAGUGGAGAAAUUAGGACAAAAGGUAAAUUGGAUUUCGAAGAAAGGAAAUUGUAUGAAAUAUCCGUGGAAGCAAUCGACAAGGGGAAUAUUCCGAUGGCGGGUCACUGUACUAUUUUGGUGGAAAUAGUAGAUGUAAAUGAUAACGCUCCAGAGAUUACCAUCACUUCUCUGGCUCUUCCCAUCCAAGAGAAUGCUCAGGUGGGCACUGUCAUUGCCUUGAUCAGCGUGUCGGACCGUGACUCGGGUGCCAAUGGGCAGGUGACCUGCUCUCUGACGCCCCAUGUCCCCUUCAAGCUGGUGUCCACCUUCAAGAAUUACUAUUCGCUGGUGCUGGACGGCACCUUGGACCGCGAGAGCGUGGCGAGCUACGAGCUGGUGGUGAGCGCGCGGGACGGCGGCUCGCCUUCGCUGUGGGCCACGGCCCGCGUGUCGGUGGAGGUGGGCGACGUGAACGACAACGCGCCGGUGUUCGCGCAGCCCGAGUACACGGUGUUCGUGAAGGAGAACAACGCGCCCGGCUGCCACAUCUUCACGGUGUCGGCGCGCGACGCGGACGCGCAGGAGAACGCGCGGGUGGCCUACUCGCUGGUGGAGCGGCGGGUGGGCGAGCGCGCGCUGUCGAGCUACGUGUCGGUGCACGCGGAGAGCGGCCAGGUGUUCGCGCUGCAGCCGCUGGACCGCGAGGAGCUGGAGCUGCUGCAGUUCCGGGUGAGCGCGCGCGACGCGGGCGCGCCGCCCCUGGGCAGCAACGUGACGCUGCAGGUGUUCGUGCUGGACGAGAACGACAACGCGCCCGCGCUGCUGCCGCCGCCGCCGCCGUCGCCCUGGCCGCCGCACGGGUGGGCCGGGGGCGCGGGCGGCGGGGCGGGCGUGGUGAGGCAGCGGGUGGCGCGGUGGGUGGGCGCGGGCCAGGUGGUGGCGAAGGUGCGCGCGGUGGACGCGGACUCGGGCUACAACGCGUGGCUGUCGUACGAGCUGCAGGAGGAGGAGGCGGCGGCGCCGGGGGGCGCGCGGAGCGCGUUCCGCGUGGGGCUGUACACGGGCGAGAUCAGCACGACGCGCGCCCUGGACGAGGCGGACGCGGCGCGCCAGCGCCUGCUGGUGCUGGUGAAGGACCACGGCGAGCCGGCGCUGACGGCCACGGCCACCGUGCUGCUGUGGCUGGAGGGCGGCGCGGCGCCCAAGGCGUCUUCGCGGCUGGUGGUGGGCCCCGCGGCGGCGGCGGCGGAGGCGGCGCUGGUGGACGUGCACGUGUACCUGGUGGUGGCGAUCUGCGCGGUGUCGAGCCUGCUGGUGCUGACGCUGCUGGUGUACACGGCGCUGCGGUGCUCGGCGCCGCGCGGCGAGGGCGCGUGCGUGCCCGGGCCGGCCCGGCUGGUGUGCUCGAGCGCGGUGGGCAGCUGGGCUUCGUCUCCGCGGCGGCGGCGGCAGCGGUGUGCUCUGGGGAGGGCCCGCCCAAGGCCGACCUCAUGGCCUUCAGCCCCAGCCUGCCUCCGUGUCUGAAUUCUGCAGAGGGAACAGGGGAAAUUGAAGCAGGUUCGGAACAGCUGAAAGAGCCACGGCAGCCCAACCCUGACUGGCGUUACUCUGCCUCCCUGAGAGCAGGAAUGCACAGCUCUGUGCACCUGGAGGAGGCUGGCAUUCUACGGGCUGGUCCAGGAGGGCCUGAUCAGCAGU